Sabethes cyaneus is the source of this 6345-nucleotide messenger RNA. RefSeq lists its product as uncharacterized. Gene Ontology annotation, biological process: DNA integration. Lineage: Eukaryota; Metazoa; Arthropoda; Insecta; Diptera; Culicidae. The record is from RefSeq and is a predicted model, not a curated record. The transcript has a single exon. Gene Ontology annotation, molecular function: nucleic acid binding. The coding region runs from base 1 to 6345 and encodes 2114 amino acids.
AUGUCGUCCAGUUCUGCACCGAAUGGAAACGGACUAUCCCAGUUUGGAACCGUUGAACAGAAUGUAAAAAACGUUCCGUCAACUGCAGCGAAAAGCUUGAAUGGAAUACCCGCCGCUGUCAUCCCUGUUCCUACUAGCGUUAAAACCCAGGUAAAUGUUGACGUUGCCAAUAAGGAGCCAUCCCGUGUAUCUGGGAAAACCAGUAGCCUAAAUGCCAUUAGUCAACGUAACACCUGUUCCGCGAACGAUGUAAGACGAAAUCCGUUACGCGAAGUUCGUAGAGUUCGGGAUUUUCAAUGUCAGCUGUGUGAAGAGCGUGAUAAUGACGAAAUGGUGCAAUGUGACAGUUGCGAUAGGUGGUUUCAUUUCGUAUGCGUACAAGUUACUGAGGCUGUAGCCAACGUUAGCUGGGUCUGUCCGAAUUGUGCAAAUGUAGAGCGUGGUCAGAACAGUGAUCAUAAUCAAACGGGCUUUCGUCAACGUCAAAAUCCACCCCCCAACAGACCCCCAUCAGUGCAGUCUAAAGGCAAGGCUAGUUCCGCCCGAAGUGAGGCAAGGAGAUUGAAAGAGCUUGAAUUGAAUCGGCUUAAAGAGGAGUUUGAAAUGGCAAAGCGAUUCCUCGAUCGGAAAUAUGAAGUGCUUAGAAGAUGCGGAAGCGAAGUGUCAUCGGUAGCUGAUGUAAUCGAAGACAACCAAUCGAAAGUCGCAGAGUGGUUAGCCGAGACCGAACGUCACGGCGAAGACGCAGACUCCGGUCUAGCUGAAAAGGAGGUAAGCGGACAAACACCGAACAUGUCGGGAACGCUCAAAGAGCACCAAGCUCUGGAUGCCAUCCAUCAAAACCGAAAUCCGUCGUGUCUUCCUACAAACCAACAAGGGCAACGCUUUCAACGAGAUGUUCAGUUUCAACAGGAACUAAGUAUGUCACGAGUUCCCCCAUCCGGUCUUGCCAUGCAGCAUAAUCGCCAACUUCACGAACAACCAGCUGGUAAGCCACAUAAACAGAGUGAGUCUAUCCUUCCCGAAGGGUACCAGGGGCAGUCCGCCCAGUUGCAGUUCCACGAUAGAGCAGCGGUCGACACACGACAAACUACACACGGACCUGUACCGGAUCUCACACGUUUGAGAGUAAAUCCAGCAUUUGUAAAUACUCGUGAUUUAAUUCCAGAUGGCCAGGGUUGUCACGCGCCACAUGACGCAUUUUACCCGCAGUAUAGCCGAUUGCAAAUACCUCACCAGUCGACGUUCUUUCCCUCGAUGAACGCACGUAAUGAAUUUGCUCCGAACCAGCGUUCAACGCCGAUACCAUCGGGCCAACCGAGACAACGAGCUACAACGUUUGCUACUGAAACAGCCCCAAUACCGACAAGUUUGGGCCACGUGAGAAGUAGAGCUACAGCAAUCGCCCCUGAUGAUACAAUCUGCAUCCUUAACCGAAACCAAAUCGCGGCGCGACAAGCCGUUUCCAAGGAUCUACCUGAGUUUGAUGGAACGCUGGAAGAUUGGCCGCUUUUUUACGCCAUGCUCACGUCAUCAACGCAGAUGUGCGGUUUCACGAAUGAGGAGAAUAUGCUGCGAUUACGUAAAUGCCUCAAGGGUAAAGCACUGGAAGCAGUUAGAUGUGAAUUACUCCAUCCCACAAAUGUGGCUGAUGUACUGUCAACGCUAAAAAUGCUGUAUGGCAGACCAGAAGCAUUAAUCCAGUCCAUCAUAAGGAAAAUUCGUAGCCUUCCACCACCAAAUAUGGAAAAACUGGAAACAGUGGUAAACUUUUCGUUGUCGGUAAAAAAUAUGGUUGCUACGAUUCGAGCCUGUGAAGUCGACGACUAUAUUUUCAAUGCAUCACUUCGAUACGAGCUGGUGGAGCGUCUGCCACCAUCCUUGAAGCUAGACUGGGCAAGAUUCUCACGAGGCUAUGUUAACGCAAAUAUCGCACAUUUCAGCGCGUGGCUAUAUACCAUAGCAGAAGACGCCAGUGCAGUGAUGGUUACACCAUGUCACGACCAGCGAACUCGCAUUACUAAAAGAGAUGGGUUUCUCAAUCUGCAUGUUGAGUCGGAAUCAAGCUUCACGGAAGAUGCCAACCCCUCUGCUAAAAUGAAAGCAGAUAAUUCUACCGAUCAGUGCGUAGUAUGUAAAGGAAGCUGCCUGACCGUCGCCAAAUGUAGCAGAUUCGCGGAGCUGAGCUACGAAUCGAAAUGGGCAACAAUAAAGGAGUGUAAAUUGUGCCGAAAAUGUCUUCGUAAGCAUAACGGCUCCUGUAAGCAACAGAAACAGUGUGGGGUGAAUGGAUGCACUUUCCUACACCACCCACUACUUCACAAACACGAAAGUCAGAAUGCUAACCUUUCGUCAUCAAAACAAGUGUUACCUGCGAUAUCGACGGGAUCGGAAACUGCAAGCUGCAACGUACAUCAAGGUCAAUCCGCAGUACUGUUCCGUAUUAUCCCAGUCAUGCUUUACGGGCCAGAGAAAGUAGUGCGAACAUAUGCCUUCAUUGACGAUGGUUCCGAGUUGACGUUGAUGGAGCAAAGCUUGGCAGAUGAACUCGGAAUCAAAGGACCUAAAAAGCAACUAUGCUUGAAGUGGACCGGCGGAACCUGCAAAAUGGAAAACGAGUCUCAACAGGUGAACCUGAAGAUCUCAGGAUUACAUAGCUCAACGAAAUUUGACCUUUCGGGAGUCUACACCAUAUCCUCUCUGAAAAUUCGACCACAGACGUUGAUGCUUACCGAACUACAGGAAAGGUUUCCUUAUCUAUCCGGUCUGCCACUCGAGGGAUACAACGAAGUCAGUCCACGGCUUCUAAUCGGCCUCAACUAUGCUAAUCUCGGCCAUGGAAGUAAGAGUCGAGAAGGAAAGCGAAACGAGCCAAUUGCGAUGAAAACUCGUCUGGGAUGGACCGUUUACGGUAACUGCACCAAAAUGGAAAUAAACGGUGGAGAACUGCACCACCAUAGCGUUCAGCAUUGCGAGUGCAACUCACAAAAUGACAAUGACUUACAUAGAGCGAUGAAGUCGUAUUUCGCUCUGGAUAGUAUGGGCGUCAUUAAAUCAAACAUACUUAUGUCCAGAGAAGAUCAGCGAGCCCAAUCGUUGCUAGAAUCUCGAACUCGGCAGAUAAAUAAGCGCUACGAAUCCGGACUUCUUUGGAAAUUUGAUCAUGUUCGUCUCCCAGAUAGCAAAACUAUGGCGUUGAGACGAUGGAAAUGCCUUGAAUACCGGAUGCAUAAAGAUCCCCGUUUGGCUGAAGCACUACAGAUGAAAAUCCAAGAUCAUGUAAGCAAGGGGUAUGUGAGAAAGCUUACUUCUGAAGAGUUAGCCGUGUCGCGCGAGCGAGUUUGGUACCUACCGAUAUUUGCAGUAGUUAACCCAAAUAAACCAGGCAAGACCCGUCUAGUAUGGGAUGCCGCAGCGACCGCUCAUGGAAUCUCUCUAAAUUCAAUGCUGAUGAAGGGUCCCGAUCAAUUGACUUCUCUUCUCUCCGUGCUAAUCCGAUUCCGUGAGUUCAAGGUGGCAGUAUGCGGUGACAUCAGGGAGAUGUUUCACCAGGUGCACAUGCGAACCGAUGAUCAACACUGCCAGCGCUUUCUCUGGAAGAGUGCCGAGGAUUCAGAGCCUAGCGUCUACAUCGUUCAAGUUAUGACGUUCGGAGCCUGCUGCUCUCCAAGUAUUGCGCAAUACGUUAAAAAUCGUAAUGCGAAGCUUUUCGAACGAGAUCACCCUGAAGCAUUUGACGCUAUAACUAGGCAACACUACGUCGAUGAUAUGCUCGUGAGCAUGGAAACGGUUGAUGAAGCAGUGGCGCUGGCGCAGCAGGUGAAGAACAUUCAUAUGCAAGCUGGUUUCGAGAUGCGAAACUGGAUCUCCAACUCUAGUAGUGUCCUGGUUCGGUUGAAAGAGGGUACGGCGGAAGAGAAAGACAUGAAUAUCGGCGAGGAAGCAACCACCGAAAAAAUACUUGGAAUGUGGUGGAACACAUCAACUGAUUGCUUCACGUACAAGUUGUCCUCUCGAUACGACGAAGCUCUCCUAACUGGCAGCCGACGACCAUCGAAGCGCGAAGUUCUCCGAAUACUGAUGAUGGUGUAUGACCCCAUAGGGUUCAUUGCGCAUUUGUUGAUGUUCCUGAAGACACUUUUACAGGAAAUAUGGCGGACAGCUGUCGGUUGGGAUGACCCUAUAGAGGACGCGCAGUUCGCAAAGUGGAUGAUAUGGCUCGCAGUGUUUCCGGAGAUGACGAAGAUUAAAAUUCCACGAUGUUACCGGUCAGUGUUGUCUAAGAAAGCCGAGGUCGAGAUGCAUACAUUCGUCGAUGCAAGUGAGAGCGGAUUUGCGGCGGUUGUCUACUUCAGGUUCCGUGAGGGGGACGUGAUCGAAUGCUCCUUCGUAGCAGCGAAAACCAGAGUAGCACCCUUGAAGUUCUUGUCUAUUCCACGUUCGGAACUACAAGCAGCUGUACUGGGUGUGCGUCUAGCAGACACCAUAUUGACAUCUCUCUCAAUCAAUGUUCGUAAGCGCUAUUUCUGGUCCGAUUCCAAGGACGUGCUAUGCUGGCUAAAGUCCGAUCACAGACGAUACAGCCCAUUUGUAGCCUUUAGGGUCAGCGAAAUCUUGGAAUCGACAGAUAUCGAUGAAUGGCGAUGGAUUCCCACAAAAAUGAACGUAGCUGAUGAAGGAACAAAGUGGGCGCGGGUCCCCGACCUUUCUGAGAAUUGCCGUUGGUUCUGCGGUCCACAGUUUCUAAGACAAGACGAGAACACGUGGCCUGGGAAGCCUUCCCUGGAAAGAACGACAGCAGAAGAGCUUCGUCCACACUUGCUUGUCCACACAGCCACGGUGGAAUCACCAAUCUCCCCACAAAAUUUCUCUAAAUGGAGUUCCCUUCUGCGUUGUACAGCACUUGUCUUUCGUUUUGUCAACAAUCUGAAACGAGUCCGCAAAGAACGUCUGUCUGGACCUUUGACUCAACGGGAGCUAGCCGAAGCAGAAACUUAUCUCUUCCGUUUAGCGCAGUCUGAAGUAUAUGCUGACGAGAUUGCUACAUUAGCCGUAAACAACGCACAGAAAAGAACACGAAUAAACAUUAUCCGCCACAAUCCGCUUUUCCGAGAUGCUUUCUUGGACGAGAGUGGAAUUGUUCGUGUCCGGGGGCGAAUAAGUGCCUGUGAAUUCAUCGAUCGUGACGCAGCUGAACCCGUUAUUCUUCCUCGGAAUCAUCACGUUACACGUUUGAUCAUCAAUGACCUGCAUGAACGGUUCAACCACCAAAACCACUUAACAGUCGUAAACCAAUUACUGCAGCGCUUUCGCAUCCCUCGUCUAAAAGCAACUUACCAAGCCGUGCGCAAAGAUUGCCAAUAUUGUAAGAACUCUCAAGCACAACCGCAACCACCCAUGAUGGCCAAGCUCCCUCAGGCACGACUGACAGCGUUCAGUCUUCCGUUCACUCAUAUGGGGGUGGACUACUUUGGUCCGAUUCAGGUUUCAGUGGGCCGCCGUUCGGAAAAACGAUGGGGAGUUCUCGCUACGUGUAUGACCACUCGCGCCAUCUAUUUGCAAGUCGCUCACACGCUGACCACCGACUCCUGUGUUAUGGCGAUCAGAAACAUUAUGGCUAGAAGAGGCGUUCCGGCUGUCAUCUACAGCGAUCGGGGUACCAACUUCCAAGCGACCAGUAAGGAGCUGCGGACAGCAAUUAAACAGCUGGAUCACGAUAGGUUCGCGAAAGAGUUUAACUCACCUCACACUCAAUGGGUUUUCAACCCGCCUCUAUCACCACAUAUGGGAGGAGCGUGGGAGCGGUUGAUCCGUACAGUCAAGAAAAAUCUGACCAUAUUACAAUCGAGCAGGUUGCCAACAGACGAGGUCCUGCAGAAUGCACUGGCGGAGGUUGAAAAUAUAGUCAAUUCUCGACCCCUUACCGAAAUCCCGAUCGAAGAUGACUCCUCUCCCGUGUUGACUCCUAAUGAUUUUCUGCUCGGGUCAUCGAACGGCUUAAGAUCUUGGGCACCGCUCGACGAUAGCCCCGUGCUAUUGAAGAAUUCCUACACACAAUCACAACUCAUGGCGGACAGAUUCUGGCGGCAGUGGGUGCGAGAUUAUCUUCCUAGUAUCACUCGUCGUACAAAGUGGUUUACUCCAGCUAAACCGAUAACCGUUAAUGACAUCGUACUGAUCGUCGACCCGAAACUGCCAAGAAAUUGCUGGCCCAAGGGCAGGGUCAUCGCAGCGCAUCAAGGAAACGAUGGGCAGGUACGUCGCGUGACCGUACAAACUGCUUCCGGGGGCAUAUACGAGCGACCUGCGGUAUCCAUAGCUGUGCUCGACAUAGGCGUUGUUUAG